This is a messenger RNA of Alternaria rosae, 914 nucleotides long. RefSeq lists its product as uncharacterized. The record is from RefSeq and is a predicted model, not a curated record. The coding region runs from base 65 to 664 and encodes 199 amino acids. NCBI's taxonomy places the organism in Eukaryota, Fungi, Ascomycota, Dothideomycetes, Pleosporales, Pleosporaceae. Gene Ontology annotation, biological process: mitochondrial translation. Gene Ontology annotation, molecular function: structural constituent of ribosome. The transcript has 2 exons.
AUCACCAACAUCAACAACCCACCUCCGCCUUGCACCCGCCAUUGCACCUCACACAACACCCACAAUGAAUCUCUCAGCAUUCCGACCGGUCUUCCGGCCCUACAAGCCUGCCCAAAUACUCCAAGCGACAAACAUCUGGCAAAGAACCGCACAAUGGACAUGUCCGCAGCAGCAGAAGUCGCAACGAGCAGCCUUCUCAUCAACACCGAAUAUGCAGAAGAGGAGUAAAAAGGGACCUGGAAAUGAUCCCAGGAUAACAAACAUCCGCUACCACCUCUCCCACCCCCUAACCCCGCGCCCACUCCACUUCUCCCGCAACCGCUCCCUCCGCCACUGGACAAUCCACCGCGCCUGGCUGCUCUUCCUACGCAAACGCCGGUGGGCCGAAGAACGCGAGUUAGAACGACAAUACAUGGCCAUGCGGUCAGCGUGCGAACACCUGCGCCUCAUGGACAACAACGGCAAUCUGGUUAAAGAGGAGGAGGCUGGUGGGCGGGGCGCUGAUCCGAGCAGACUGGGUACGAAGGGCAGGGAGGUGGGGAGGUUGUAUAGGAGUGCGAUGCUCAAGAGGGGGAUCUGGGGGAGUGUGCCGGUGGAGUAUGGGAGGGUGCAGACGGAUUUCCCAGCGAGGGAGGGGUGGAAUCAUGCGUGGACGAGGGAUUAGGCUCGCGAGCGAUAGGGAUGUACCAUAUGUGUAUAGCAAAAAGACGGUCGAUGUCAUUCUUGGCAUCUUUUGUACAUGGUCGCGUCACGUUUCCGGAAGAGGAAGAAGUGUUUGUAUGAUGUCUCGAUUGUGAAUUACUGCCUUCUAGUUGCCAGACUUGCCAAUCAUUCCUCAAGAAUAUACAACUAAUUGCCAAAGUAGCCGAAUGAGUGGACGAUGAAGGCGCUUUCUCGUCAAUCAUUAAGCCAAC